ACCCGGAAGCGCUCGUGACCGCCAUUUCCGACCCGGGCAAGAUGGCAGCGGCGCGGUGCGUGCGUUGAGUAUCCGGCACGCCGGCCUGCAGGCGCCAUGGUCUUCCUCACUGCGCAGCUCUGGCUGCGGAAUCGCGUCACCGACCGCUACUUUCGGAUCCAGGAGGUGCUGAAGCACGCCAGGCACUUCCGGGGGAGGAAAAACCGGUGCUACAGGUUGGCGGUCAGAACCGUGAUUCGAGCCUUUGUGAAAUGCACCAAAGCCCGAUACCUGAAGAAGAAGAACAUGAGGACCCUCUGGAUUAAUCGAAUUACAGCUGCUAGCCAGGAACAUGGACUGAAGUAUCCAGCGCUCAUUGGCAAUUUAGUUAAGUGCCAGGUGGAGCUCAACAGGAAAGUCCUAGCGGAUCUGGCCAUCUACGAACCAAAGACUUUUAAGUCUUUGGCUGCCUUGGCCAAUAGGAGGCGACACGAAGGAUUUGCUGCUGCCUUGGGGGAUGGGAAGGAACCUGAAGGCAUUUUUUCCAGAGUGGUGCAGUACCACUGAGGACUGUUGCUGUGUUGAUUAGGAAAAGAUACAGAGUAAUUUGCAGUUUGUUUGAUUUGUACUUUUGUUUAGCUACAUCCCAAUAACAGACAUGAGGGAAGGCCCCGUCUCUCUGGGACAGAGCCUCACAGAUGAAGUCCUUGUUUUGUGUGAAUGAAACUCAAACACUCUUCA
Molecule: messenger RNA, 720 nt
Organism: Nomascus leucogenys (northern white-cheeked gibbon)
Lineage: Eukaryota; Metazoa; Chordata; Mammalia; Primates; Hylobatidae
Gene: MRPL20
Product: mitochondrial ribosomal protein L20
Biological process (GO): ribosomal large subunit assembly; translation
Cellular component (GO): ribosome
Molecular function (GO): rRNA binding; structural constituent of ribosome
Source: RefSeq, a predicted model, not a curated record